Molecule: messenger RNA, 2289 nt
Organism: Peromyscus maniculatus bairdii (prairie deer mouse)
Lineage: Eukaryota; Metazoa; Chordata; Mammalia; Rodentia; Cricetidae
Source: RefSeq, a predicted model, not a curated record
UCAGGCUUGCCCUUCGACCCACACACCCGGCUGUGGGCCUCACACAAACCUGCAGAUCCCACCUGCUCCUCCAGGUCAGGACUUUGCUUGUUUCUUUUCAGUGUGGGGUCAGCCCAGGACGUGGCCCUCACUAAUGAAAGCAGUCUGUUUGAGUAACAUCCUGGUCUAAGUCCUAUGCUCUGAAGAGGGGUGAGCGGCCCUGCUCUGACUCUUUGUUCCUGACUGUUUCUCUUUCAGUUUCUCUUCCACUGUUCUCUUCUGAAAGAGGCUCUCACCCAGGGAAAACCCACUCUUCCUUUCUCCUGUGGGAUCAGAACAGCCAGGACCUUCCUCCUAGGCAGACAUCAGCUAGCCUUUGAGCUGGGAAGACAAGAAGAGGAAGGUGACAAUCUUAGUGGAGAUCAGAACCUGGGGACAAGGCUCCGGCCCUGAACCUUGACGUGCUAUGGACGUCCGGAAGAGUCUGUGUGACAUAGCUGUGGAAGAGGAGACCAGAGAUGGGAGUGAGGAGAUCGGAGCCCAGGCUGAGUUGAUCCGAAUCCCGGCUGAGGUGACCAGAGGCCAGACUGAGUUGAUCCGACCCCGGGCUAAGUUGACUCGAGCCAAGCCUAGACAUGAGCAGAUUCAAGCCCAGGCUGAGUUUAUCCGAGACCCCGCUGUGUUGAACCGAGUCCUGGCUGAGUUUGUCCGAGCUCAGGCUGAGUGGACCCGAACUCAGGCCGAGCUGACCGGGGCUCAGGCUGACUUGACCCAAUACCAGGGUGGAGAUGAGUGGAUUCAAGCCCAGGCUGAGUUUGUCCGAGUUCAGGCUGAGAUUGUCCGAGCUCGGGCUGAUAUUGUCCGAGCUCAGGCUGAGCUGACCCAAUACCAGGGUGGAGAUGAGCAGAUUCAAGCCCAGGCUGAGUUGAUCCGUGCCCAGGCUGAGUUGAUCCGUGCCAAGGCUGAAUUGACCAGAGCCCAAGCGAAGAAGGGAGAUGUGAUAGAGGAGGGCGAAGCUAAGAAUCAGAACCAAAUCCAGACUGAAGAGAGUCAAGCCAAGGACAAGGAGAAUCAGGACAAACAGAAUAGACACCGUCGGUCCAAACCCAGAAAAAGGGUUGGGAAAAAAAUCCUGGAUUUUUUAGAGUUAGUGAAAAAAAUUAUGAUAGCCUUGCUUGAGAUAUUAGUAAUACUCAAGGCACUACAACCAUAUUUUUCCACUCCUUUUGAUUCCUGCAAUGAAACCCAAUAGGUGUAGGUAACAGUGCCGAGUCUGCCCUUUCCUAAGGCCUUGCACAGAAUGUUCUCAAGACCCUUUUAUUUAGUCUAUAGUCCACACCGACCCUCAGGCCCUCUGUGUCACAUUCCCCUGUAUGUCCAUCCUGUUGCUCUUGUCCUGUGCCCCUUAAUAAAAGCCCUUUAAGCCGGGCGGUGGUGGCGCACGCCUUUGAUCCCAGCACUCGGGAGGCAGAGGCAGGCGGAUCUCUGUGAGUUCGAGGCCAGCCUGGACUACCAAGUGAGUCCCAGGAAAGGCGCAAAGCUAUACAGAGAAACCCUGUCUCGAAAAAAAAAAAAAAAAAAAAAAAAAAAAGCCCUUUAAACGGAAUCGGGUAUUUGUCUGGAAUCUUCUUUGACAGGCAGGCAUUAGAUCUAUGUGGGAACCCAGUACAAGGUUCCACCUUUGGAAGGUUGUGUCAUCCCUAUUGUGUGUGCCCUGGGACACUGGUCACUCUGCAGUACUGGGUUUGUGGUCAACUCUUGAUGGAGGCUUCAUUCCGGCACACAGUGAGUGUUCAGCGGUCUUUGGUUCUGGGCCAGCACAUGUAGACGCUUAGGGACUUCAGUCAGCCUGUCCAUGUCUGUGUCACAGGACAUAGAAGACAGGCUGGCUUUGCUUUGUUUGUUUGUUGUGAGAUUGUAUCUACCUUACACUGGCUUCAAAUUCUGGGGCUCAAGUCAUCCCCCUGUCUCAGACUCCAGAUUAAUUCAACUGCAGGUGUACACAUGCCAUUGCUUAUUUCUUAAAAUCCCUGCAUGGAACAGAAGGCACAGGGCCGUUAAAGAUUUAGACAUCAGGAAGGAGAAAGUGGGGGUUAGGACACCCGGGGACUCUGAGGCAUCAAAUGAUGGCUGACACCAGACACCUGGAAACCCCCAGAGUAAAGAGUGAUGUAAUUAAUAUGCAGAUACCACAUUUUUGUGAAUUUUGUAUAACUAUGUCCUUAAAAUCCAAGGCCUGUGCCUACGCCCUGUUGCCUUUGCCUGUGUGUGGCCCGUGUUUCAGUAAAUAAAGUCCGUCUCAUCUACCUA